AUGGGACCCACCCUGGCGGUUCCCACCCCAUAUGGCUGUAUUGGCUGUAAACUGCCUCAGCCAGACUACCCACCGGCUCUGGUCACUUUUAUGUCCUGUGCGAUGGUCGUCACCAUCAUCGUGGACCUGAUCGGCAAUUCCAUGGUCAUCUUGGCUGUGUCAAAGAACAAGAAGCUCCGCAAUCCUGGCAACAUCUUUGUGGUCAGCCUCUCGGUGGCCGACAUGCUGGCGGCCAUCUACCCCUACCCUCUGAUGGUGCAUGCCAUGGCCGUUGGGGGCUGGGAUCUGAGCCAGCUCCAUUGCCAGAUGGUCGGCUUCAUUAUAGGGCUGAGCGUGGUUGGCUCCAUCUUCAACAUCAUGGCCAUCGCCAUCAACCGCUACUGCUACAUCUGCCACAGCUUCCAGUACGAACGGCUCUUCAGCAUGCGCAACACCUGCAUCUACCUGGUGGUCACCUGGAUCAUGGCCCUCCUAGCCAUCCUGCCCAACACGUACAUCGGCACCAUCGAGUAUGACCCUCGCACCUACACCUGCGUCUUCAACUACCUGAACAACCCUGUCUUCACUGUGACCAUCGUCUGCAUCCACUUCGUCCUGCCACUGCUUGUAGUGGGCUUCUGUUACGUCCAGAUCUGGGCCAGAGUGCUGGCAGCCCGGGCGGCAGCUAGGCAGAACCCUGCCAUCCGGCUGGCUGAGGUGCGCAACUUCCUAACCAUGUUUGUGAUCUCCCUCCUCUUUGCAGUGUGCUGGUGUCCCAUCAACAUGCUCACUGUCCUGGUGGCUGUCAGCCCGAAGGGGAUGGUGGACAAGAUCCCCAACUGGCUGUAUCUUGCUGCCUACUUCAUAGCCUAUUUCAACAGCUGCCUCAACGCAGUGAUCUACGGGCUGCUCAAUGAGAGCUUCCGAAGAGAGUACUCGGUCGUCUUGUAUGCAAUGCGGCACCCCGUCCUCUUCAUUUCUGGCCUCAUCACUGCCAUCCGGGAGACAUGGGAAGCCCGUGCCCGGGCCCGUGCCCGGGCCCGUGCCCGGGCCCGCAACCAAGCCCAUGCAGAAGGCUUUGAGCAAGCCCGCACCACUCCGGCUGUGGAGGAAACACUGAUGAGCGUCCGGAAUAUCCCACUCCCUGGUGAGGCUGCAGCUAGCCUGCCUGACCUUGCCUUUGGUCACCCCAGGUCUGCCACAGUCUACCCAAAGUCUCCCUCUGUCCACUACAAGCAUGCUUCCACCCACCCCAAGCAUGUCACUGGCUACCACCUCCCUGCUGGCAGCCACUGUGAGACUGUCUUCAGUCUUGCCACCAGCCACUCCAAACCCACCAGUGGCCACAUCAAGUCUGCUACCAGCCUUCCUGAGGUCACUGUUGCUGAGUACCUUGAGCCCACCACCACUGGCUACCAUGAGAUCACCACCCCCUGCCACCCGGAGGCCACCGUCACCACCAGCCACCUGGGAUCUGACAUCAAUGAGCCUGCCUAUGGCUCUGCCAGCGGGUCUCCUGUGCCUGCUGCCAGCCAGCUGGAGCCUGCCAUCGCUGCCGGCCUGCCCCGGAUUGUGGUUGUUGACGUCGAAGCUGAUUCUGACGAAGUGGCUGUGUGA
This is a messenger RNA of Orycteropus afer afer, 1596 nucleotides long. RefSeq names its product G protein-coupled receptor 50 (gene GPR50). Gene Ontology annotation, cellular component: membrane. NCBI's taxonomy places the organism in Eukaryota, Metazoa, Chordata, Mammalia, Tubulidentata, Orycteropodidae. Gene Ontology annotation, biological process: G protein-coupled receptor signaling pathway. Gene Ontology annotation, molecular function: melatonin receptor activity. The record is from RefSeq and is a predicted model, not a curated record. The transcript is spliced from 2 exons. The coding region runs from base 1 to 1596 and encodes 531 amino acids.